Molecule: messenger RNA, 1206 nt
Organism: Cylindrotheca closterium
Lineage: Eukaryota; Bacillariophyta; Bacillariophyceae; Bacillariales; Bacillariaceae
Source: the annotation of a GenBank genome assembly
AUGUUCCGACAUCAGUCUUCUUCCAAUCAUGUCAUGUCGGCCAUGAGCUAUUCAUCAAUGUCGUCGUCCUAUUCGAAUCAACCAGUGAACCAGACGGAAGAAAUGGAUAUCUCUGAACCUGAUACACAGAGCGAUUACAUCACGGGUAACAUAGAUCCGACGAUUGAGUCCGAGGUUGCGAAUGACAGUCCUACCAGGUUUCGGUGUGCACUCUGCUUUUUUGGUCUUCCAAGGUCUUAUUCCUCAAUCGUGCUGCCAAGCAUCGAAAAGAACAUUCUAGAUCCCAAUGCCAAAUAUCAAUGCGACAUUUUCGUCCACUACUUCCAUCAAACGCAAGAAGCUGCUGGUCGAUACAACAAUGGCGGAAGUAUCAAUCCUGAUGAAAUAUUUCUCUUGAAACCAGCAGUCAUUGAGAGAUUCAAUGAAACACUUAUAGAAAAUGCAAGCGAAAAGAAUUACUCCAGAAUGACGCUACUCUUUGCCAAUGACACCAAUGCCACGUUUUACGAAAAGCGAGCCUCCGACUUGCACCGUUAUCAUACGACUCUGGACAGCGAAGGAAACCCAAAGUACUUUCCCUGGAAAGCUCCGACUUGGCAAACCUCCAGUUUGGAUAAUAUGAUAAGACAGUGGCAUUCCGUUGAGGCAGUAUUUGGAAUGAUGACUGAAUAUGCAAAUCGUCACAAUAUUGAAUACAAGAGGGUCGCGAUGCUUCGAAAUGAUGUUUGUUACGUGACUCCUGUGGAUAUUAUGAAACUCGAUGGUGGAAAGUUUGAUGACAAGAAUGCCUUUUUUGUAAUUCCAAACUUUGCCAAGUGGCCUGUCAAUGAUCGCAUGAUAUAUGGGCCCUAUGAGGCUGUCAAAAUUUGGGCUACGCAACGAUUCCGAUUGAUGGAAGAGAGGGUCGAAACGAAACCAGAUGUUGGAUGGAACAUGCAUUCUGAACGAUUUAUGAAGGCAUCCAUUCUUCCAGCCAUGAAGGCUCUCGGUUACAGGAAGAGUGUCAGUAGUGAUAUAUGUUUCUUUCGAACUCGCACGAAGGGAAUGCUUAUGACCAGUGACUGCUUUCAAAAGGGCAAAAUUCGAGGUUUCAUCCAGCAUCAGAAGCCAAACAUUAAGAAGAUUGUCGAGGACACUGUCGGUCGAAACUGUUCUAAUGUCAUCAUCGAUAUGGAAAAUAAAAGGUUUCAUUACAUGUUCUGCUAA